GUAGGGCAGAUGGAUGAACCAAGCAAUCCAGCAAGUUCACCAGGGCGUCGGAGGAUAAUCGAGUUCUCAAGCUCUCCGCCACGUGACAGAUCAGAAGCCAAUCGAUCUGAGAAUUUGCCUGCGUUUGAGGAUGAAACAAACAUUCUUGGUCGAGAUGUGGAGGAAGAGGAUGAGGGUGAAGGGGAAGAUCUGUUCGGGGACAAUAUGGAGAGGGACUAUCAGCCAAUCCCUGAACUGGAUACUUACGAAGAGGACCUCAUAGAUAGAGGGGAAUAUGCCACAUUGAGCCCUGGAGCCAGGGCAGCUGCAGAAAGUGACAUGAGAGAAAGAGACCGUGCAAUGGCUGACAGGGGAGAUGGUCGAAUGCGACGGGGGAUCUUAUUCGAUGCAGCUGACGAGGAUGCUAGACCAGGGAGAAGAAGACGUAUCAUUCAACAGGCUGGUGAAGAUGAACCUAUGGAUGACAUGCCUGAAGCUAUUGAGAAUCUUGAAGAUCUCAAGGGACAUUCUAUUUCAGAGUGGGUUUCUAUGAUUGGACCUAGAUUGGAAAUAAAGAACAGGUUUAAGCAGUUUCUGCGUACAUAUGUGGAUGAGAAGGGAGCAUCAGUUUACCGUGAGAAGAUGAGACAAAUGUGUGAAGCUAACAAACAAAGUCUGAUUGUCAGCUACAAUGGUUUAGCUGCUGAACAAUCUGUCAUUGCUUACUUCCUCCCUGAGGCACCAAAAGAAAUGCUGUCCAUUUUCGACGAAGCCGCAAAAGAAGUAGUCCUGUCCCUGUUCCCAAAUUAUGACAGGAUUGCCACUCAAAUUCAUGUGCGAAUAUCAGAGUUACCCUUACUUGAAGAGAUAAGAUCUCUCCGGCAGCUGCAUCUCAACCAACUGAUCAGGACCUCAGGAGUAGUGACAAGUCACACCGGCGUGCUUCCUCAACUAAAUCUCGUCAAGUUCGACUGUACCAAGUGUGGUAACAUUAUCGGCCCUCUAGUCCAGGCUCAAGGAAAAGAGGUCAAACCAACUUCCUGCCCUGAGUGUCAGUCUUAUGGACCUUUCGAGGUUAACAUGGAGCAAACGGUAUACCAGAAUUAUCAGAGAAUCUCCAUCCAGGAGAGUCCGGGGAAGAUAGCUGCAGGUCGUCUACCUCGUCAGAAAGAUGCUAUUUUGUUAGGAGAUCUAGUGGACAUUUGUAAGCCAGGAGAUGAGGUAGAGCUCACUGGGAUCUACACUAACUCGUUUGAUGGGUCACUCAACACCAUGAACGGGUUCCCAGUAUUCAGCACCGUUAUAGAGGCUAACUAUGUUGUGGUCAAGGAGGAUAAAGAGGCGGUUGAUAACUUGAAUGACGACGACAUUAAGGAGAUUCUAGCUCUGAGCAAGGAUGAGAGCAUUGGUCAGCGAGUAUUCAACAGUAUAGCUCCUUCCAUUUACGGACACGACAACAUCAAACGUGCGAUUGGAUUGUCUCUGUUCAGUGGCGUCCCCAAGAACCCCGGUAAAAAGCACAAAGUCAGAGGAGAUAUCAAUAUCCUGCUGUGUGGAGAUCCGGGCACAGCUAAAUCUCAGUUCCUGAAAUACGUAACUAAAGUGGCUCACAGACCUGUGUUUACAACAGGUCAAGGUGCGAGUGCUGUCGGUUUGACUGCCUACGUUCAGAAGCAUCCUGUCACCAGGGAGUGGACAUUGGAGGCUGGAGCUCUUGUUUUAGCUGAUAACGGAGUUUGUUUGAUUGAUGAGUUUGAUAAGAUGAACGAUUCUGAUAGAACUUCCAUCCACGAAGCUAUGGAACAGCAAACCAUUUCCAUCUCCAAAGCCGGUAUUGUUGCUCAACUACAGGCCCGGUGUGCUAUUAUAGCAGCUUCAAAUCCCAUCGGAGGUAGAUACGAUCCGUCGCUUACCUUCGCAGAAAAUGUGGACCUAACUGAGCCUAUAUUGUCAAGGUUUGAUGUGUUAUGUGUUGUAAGAGAUACAGUUGAUCCAGUCAUCGACGAGAAGAUGGCAAGGUUUGUUACCGGAUCCCACGUCAGACAUCAUCCCGCCAACAUGAUGAACCCAGACCCCAGUGACACGGAGCCUCAAAAUGAUGGGGUCAAACAGGGCCUCCUCAAGAAAUACAUCAUGUAUGCAAGAACGAAAAUAAAGCCGAAGCUGCAUUAUGUUGACCAGGAUAAGAUAGCUUCUUUGUACGCUGAGUUGAGAAGAGAGAGUAUGGCUACCGGCUCCAUUCCCAUCACAGUAAGGCACAUAGAGAGCAUGAUACGACUCUCUGAAGCACAUGCUAAGGUGCACCUGAGGGAGUAUGUUCGAGAGGAUGAUAUUAACAUAGCCGUUAGAAUCAUGUUGGAGAGCUUCAUUGACACUCAGAAGUUCUCCGUGAUGAAGAACAUGAAACACACCUUCUCCAAGUACCUGUCCUACAAGAAAGAUAACAACGAGCUGCUGCUAUUCAUCUUGAAGCAGCUUGCCAAGGAUCAGAUGGUAUAUUCUCGUUCCAGACAUGGUGGGGACAUACAGACUGUGGAUAUUUCAGCAGAGGAACUGGAGGACAAGGCCAGGCAGAUCAACAUUCACAACCUUCAGCCAUUCUAUGAGAGUGAUAUCUUCUUGGCUAACAGAUUCGUGCAUGAUAAGAAAAACAAAACCAUUCUCCUAACCAUGUAAAGUACAGAUGUACGAGCUUGUUGGUUGAUAUCAGUUCAUUAUUUUUGUUUACUCUCCGGUAACAAAUUCCAUGAGGUCAUUAUCAGCCAGUAGAAUAUUUGUAGGUUAUUUUUAUCCAUGACACUUGGUUCAUCCAUCGAUUAUGCAUACAUGACUGAGUUUCAUGAAACGUUAUUUAUUGAUACUAACUGUUCAAAUACAGUUUUCGGAUAUUAAUUUGUAAUACUAGCUGCAUCCAGCUUAGCUCAUCAGUCCAAAUGAGUUUUUAACUCUUGAAUUGCUUCAUUUUUAAAUUAUUUAUAAUUAAUUUUACCUUUUUAACAUGUUUUUAGCAAAUGAAAUGUUUAGUACAAGAAGUGUAAUUUUUGAUAGAACCUGGGAAGUUUUAAUGUUGCUUAAUACAUGCAAUUUCUUGGGGAUGACUACUUUCUAUUUCUCGUGAAUAAUGACCUUGAUUUUCUAAUAAUAAGUUAUUAUGUUACAUCGCCGGUUUGUCGUCUAUAAUAUGGAGUUUUAAUCACAUUUUAUCAGAAUAAGUUUUUCUGAACAAGGGCUUGGAAUUUUUAAGACUGAAUUUCAUGAUACUAUUUAUACAUUCAUAGUGGAUAAAGAUACAAUGUUUGACAAAACACAUUACACGAACUUCAGAAUGAAAUCUAAUAUUUAAAGUAUAUUUAUUACUAUAAUUUAAUAUGAAUUAAUAUGACAAUUCUAAUUGAAUUUAUUUGAUGAUAAUUACUUCGUAUUCUUGUAUUGUCUUUGGAAUAAAAUGAUGAAAUUAUGUUCAUAGAUUAUUAGUCAUUAGUCAUUACAGUAUAAUUAGGAUAGAUUAAUAUGAAGUUUUGCAAAGAGUAACCCAUGUUAUAUAAUAUCUUAUAAAACCUUUUUAACCUACCACAAUUU
This is a messenger RNA of Bolinopsis microptera, 3558 nucleotides long. Its product is annotated as DNA replication licensing factor MCM2-like. The record is from RefSeq and is a predicted model, not a curated record. Gene Ontology annotation, biological process: double-strand break repair via break-induced replication; DNA replication; mitotic DNA replication initiation. Gene Ontology annotation, cellular component: MCM complex; nucleus. Gene Ontology annotation, molecular function: single-stranded DNA binding; ATP binding; single-stranded DNA helicase activity. Bases 10 to 2655 code for a protein of 881 amino acids. Lineage: Eukaryota; Metazoa; Ctenophora; Tentaculata; Lobata; Bolinopsidae. The transcript has 3 exons.